ACCCUCCGCGCUGGGCGGUUCUCCACACAAAGGACCCACCCCAAGGCCGCGGGUUCGGUUGCACACAGGCUGCAGUUUCAGUUUGUUUUAUUCACCAUUUUGAGUAGCUGAAGGUAACAUUUUUACAAAAAUCGCGUGUGGAAGACAAAUCGCUCCCCUAAUUCUAGUUGUACGCACUAGCCCGGGCGCGGAGUCGUGCGCCUCCUCGCACCCAUCGGAGUUGCAGAGUGGAAAUAUUUUUGUUUUGCAUUUCCCUUGGCUUCUUCUCCCUUUCUUACAUUCUUAACCUCCACAGUAUUCCUGCAAAAUGUCCAGACCAGUGAGGAACAGGAAAGUGGUGAACUACUCGCAGUUCAACGAGUCUGAUGCCGAAGAGGACUAUGGUGGGGACAAGCCCAAGAAGGUGCGCGCUCCCCCUCGCGAGCCCAAGCACAAGCGCUCAAAGAACUCGCAGGAUGACAGCGAAGAGUCUGACGAGAAGCUCACCAAAUCCAAAAACGACUCCGCAGACGACUUUGGCAGCGAGGAGGAGGACGAAUUCGGGGAGGAGGGAGAAGACGGGGGCAGCGACUAUGAGGCGAAGCGAGGGAAGAAGGGAAAGAAGGUCAAGCCCGAGAAACCCGCCAAGAAGACACCGAAGAGGAAACGGCCCGCAGACGACAGCGACGAGGACCGCGAGGUGAGCCGCAAGGUGCGCACGGUGCGUCAGGCGGCGACCAAGGCGGUGUCCAAACAGAGGGAGAUCCUGCUGGGGGACGCGGGCAGCGAGGACGAGGAGCAGGAGGACCAGGAGGAGGCCUACAACGACCCCAACGAGUCAGGCAGCGACGAGGACUUCAUGGUGGAGGACGACGACGACAGCGACUACGGCCGCUCCAAGAAGAGGAGCAAGAAGGUGAUCCGACGGGGCCGGCCCGAGAAGAAGGAGAAGAAGUCCCCCAAGCCCCGGCUAAAGGCCACCGUGACCCCCAGUCCCCUGAAGGGAAAGGGAAAGGGACGUCCCAGCGCCAAGGCCGUGGAGAAGAGCUCGCCCAAAGAGGAGGAGGAUGAGGAGGAGGAAGAGGAGGAGCCUGAGAGCCCCCUGGAGGAAGAGGAGGAGGAGGAAGAGGAGGUGGUGAAGGCCAAGCCAGCGGAGAAGAAACCGGCCAGCUCCCCGGCCCCCAAGAAGACAAAGGAGGCCCCGGCGCCCGCCGCAGCAGCAGCCGCCGCCACCGGCGACGCAGAGGAUGACGAAGAGGAAGACGAGGAGGAGGACGGGUCGGAAGAAGAGGCGCCCUCCGGAGAAGACUAGAGGAAGCCGACGACUACGCCCUCCAGACCUCCCCCUCCUCCCUUUUCUCAAACCCCUCUCAGCCUGACCCCCCCCCCCCCCCCUUUCCUUCCCUUACGUUUUUGUUUUUGUUCCCUUUUGUGUUGAGGUUUUCCUUUCUUAUUUCGUAACCGUUUUGUGUGUGGUGGCCUGGCUCAAUGGUUUGGACUUCAUGCUACUUUUUGCCCUCUCUCCCUUCUACUAUUACUGGAAAGAAAAAAUACGAAACAAAAAAAUAUUAUCCUGAGUAUGCAAAAAAAAACAACUGACCAUGGUAGCUAAGGACAGUGCGCUCAUGAUACCAUGCUGCGAACGAAACAGGCUUUUUAUUACUCUCUUUUGUAUUUUGUCAAAGCUCCCCGCUCUCCCCCUACCACAGGGCCUCCCCUCUGCCCCUGAUGCCGUUCAGAUGCUGUUACACUUUACACCUCCAUCUUACUAUCGCUAGCGAUCCGUCCUGAGCCGUUGCCUAAGUAAUGCUUGAUUCCACCGGCUUGGGUGUGGCUGUGUGUACGCUUUCUUCUUUUCAAUAUUUGUUCUGGUUAGUUUCUGGCCUUGUUCUGGUUUAACCCGUGAUCUGACACCACUUGGCUUAAGUAAGGCGAGUACGCAGUGCCCUAGACCCGUGUGUGUUUUGCUUUAACACUAUAUUUCUUCUCGCUUACAGAUUCUUCUAUUGUAGGUUCAUGAUAUAAUAUUUUUUUUAGCAGGACCCAUGAAAUUGUUUUAUUUGUUUUAAAUAAAUGAAUUACCGUGGUGAGACCGGUGACUAUUGGGGUCCUUGGUCCCCCCACAUCCCAUGUGAUCUAAGGCUCCCUGGCCCCUCUGCUUGUUGGGUAGAGCGCCAUCUCUUGUGUUAGCCACUAGCUGCUGCUGCUGCUGCAUGUGAAUCAGCAACAUUUGUAGAUUUGUAACGGUUAAAAGUUGUGUGUUAGACGGCGGAGGGGGGAGGGGGAGGUGCGCUGCAGCGGUAUCCACCACGGAUACCCGGCCUAUAUGAAUGUGUGCGUUUUUGAUAUGUGUGAUUUUUCGGGUACGCGUUUUACAAAGUGUUUGUGGAUAGUUUUUUUUUUUUAACGUCGCUUUCGUCCGCUGCUUAGCCAACUUAGUUAAUGUUGUGUGUUUUUAAAAGCCCAACAUACAUUAUCUUGCAUGGCCAAUGCAACUUCUCACCGUUCAUACCUUUGCGCCAGGCAUCCCUGUUCUGUUCUUAUUAUCAAACAUUAACGAGUUUUUAUUUUAUUUUGGUUUAUUUUUGACAGUCCAAAAGAAAAUGAAUGUUUUAUUUUUUCCGCGUACUUUUUAUUUUUGGUUUAUUGUUCUAAUUCUCUUCAGAUUUUUUUUUGUAAUGUUUGUUUUUUAAGAAAAAAAAUAAAAUGUAUCUUGAUUUUAAAGAGAAAACUCGAACCCUAUCCAAUGUGUCUGACUGGAGCUCUCCGGACCGCCCGUCCCUCGCUCUCCUUUCGCUUAUUUCCCUGUUUUAUAUUUUUUUCAUCCAACUCUAAAGGCAGGAGCUGGCAAUGUGCCAUCACACCAGGUCCUUGACAACCAAACGGUUCAUCUAGCCAUGUUUGCAGGUACCGCUGUCAAACGGCCAUCGACCCCAAAAAUCCCCAUUCGGUUUUACAUGGACAUCAUGAUUGCGUGUGUGUAUAUAUUUAUAUUUUGACAACCCAGACAUUGUUAAUUCUAAUGUGGUUCUGAGGUGCAGGAAGGAACUCUUAACUAAAAGGGCAGCUCCGUCUCUACCCCAGAGAUAACUCUUUAAGGGUUUCUCUAUCUUAGUUUUUGCCUUAAAAUCUUGGUUGUCUUUUAUUCAAGUGCAGGGCACAGUAGUUUGCGGUGCUGACAGCGAGCAGCGCUUUAAGAGAUGCUCCAGAAUGUAAUCAGACAUGUUGGAGUAUGAGUAGAUCGUCCAAAGCCAUAGAUGAUCUGGAAAAUGUUGGAUUUGAGGCCAUGUAUAGCUUAUCGGAUAGUCAGUCUUUUUUAUACUGACUAGUAUUUGAGCAGUUAAAAAUAAAUAUCCAAAAGCAAAGCUUCCCAUCAAUUAAAAGUUUCCCAAUGACUGCAAUUUCUGAAAUGUUUCCAACGAAUUUGAAAUACUCGUGUUUUGGUUCCAAAGCACAUUUACAUGUCCCUGCUCCAGUGGGUUAGUGUACUCUCUCUAUUUUACUACCACACACGCCAACUGGCUGAUUGUUGUACCUAGUGUGUCCUCUGGAGGACCCCUGGAACGUACUGGGUGGGGGACGCCAUCAGCUAGGUGUUUUUAUAUCAACUGAGGGCUACAAACACUGGGUGAAAUUGUACGGGGAAAGUAAUGCAUGAAUUGCCCACAUUAUAAACUUAUCAUUGCUUAAAUAUCAAAAUGAUUUUGCAUAGAUUAUUAUAUGAAUCGACGUCAAAGCUUGUUGCUGUUCCAAGUUAUCCAAAUUUCUCUUCAAAGGCAUAGUAUAAGAAAUAAAAAUGAAUUAACAUGAA
Messenger RNA from Gadus morhua (Atlantic cod), 3790 nucleotides. RefSeq names its product nuclear casein kinase and cyclin-dependent kinase substrate 1a (gene nucks1a). Gene Ontology annotation, cellular component: cytoplasm. The record is from RefSeq and is a predicted model, not a curated record. The coding region runs from base 308 to 1291 and encodes 327 amino acids. Gene Ontology annotation, biological process: interstrand cross-link repair; double-strand break repair via homologous recombination. Lineage: Eukaryota; Metazoa; Chordata; Actinopteri; Gadiformes; Gadidae. Gene Ontology annotation, molecular function: double-stranded DNA binding; single-stranded DNA binding. The transcript has 8 exons.